Molecule: messenger RNA, 1065 nt
Organism: Lepus europaeus (European hare)
Lineage: Eukaryota; Metazoa; Chordata; Mammalia; Lagomorpha; Leporidae
Gene: SPMAP2
Product: sperm microtubule associated protein 2
Exons: 10
Biological process (GO): spermatogenesis
Source: RefSeq, a predicted model, not a curated record
GAAAGAGAGGGAGAGGAGAGAGGGAGAGAGAGCCCCGUGUACAGCAGCCUGCGGUUCAAGGACCCCAAAUACCGGGACCCCGAUGAUGCGGAUCUGGGGCUCGAAGACCAAGAGGACGAGGAGGUCCCUGCUGAGGAGGUGGCCGGGGACGAGCCCCCCCGGCCCGCGAACCAGGAGGACGCGCUUUCCGAGUCGGAGGGGGCUCCGGACAAAGAUGCAGAGGACAUUCCGGAGAUGAGUCGACUGUCCAUCACCCGGACAUUGCCCCGCUGCUCCAUGGCCAGAGGGAGGCGGCAGCGGCGCCGGCUCCUGGAGCUGGCAGAACCCAAGACCAACUGGCAGGUCCUGAGAGACAGGAUGAGAGGCCGCUGUAGGGGCUAUGCGUGGAUCUCCCCAUGCAAGACGAGCUUGCACUUCUGUCUCUAUUGGCCUUCUGUGUACUGGACCGAGCGGUUUCUCGAGGAUACGACCCUCACCAUCACGGUGCCCGCGGUGUCCCCUCGAGUGGAGGAACUGGCCCGGCCCAAGAGAUUCUAUCUGGAGUACUACAACAACAACAGGACCACGCCCAUCUGGCCCAUUCCCCGGUCCACCUUGGAGUGCCAGGCGUCCAGUCGGCUGAAGGAGCUGGCUGCCCCCAAGAUCCGGAGUAACAUCUGGAGCAUCCACAUGUCCGAGGUGUCCCAGGUGUCACGGGCGGCCCAGAUGGCAAUCCCCAGUUCACGGAUCCUCCGGCUGGCUAAGCCCAGGCCCCCAGCCACCCUGCAGGGACAGUGGGACCCCAUGCCGAAGUCUAAGCCACACGUGUCGGACUACAACCGCCUCCUGCACCUGGCCAUGCCCAAGGCCCAGUCGGACAAGUGUGUGCCUGACCGCGACCCUCGCUGGGAGGUGCUGGACGUCACCAAGAAGGCGGUGGCCAGCCCCCGGGUUGUCGCCCUGGCACAGCCCAAAGUGCGCAAGUGCCUCAACGAGGGCUACGACAGGCGUCCCCUCGCCUCUAUGAGCUGGCCACCCCCAAGAGCAUCACCAAGAAAGUCUGACCUACCAGCCCCGUCCCAGUAA